Molecule: messenger RNA, 1525 nt
Organism: Saprolegnia diclina VS20
Lineage: Eukaryota; Oomycota; Saprolegniomycetes; Saprolegniales; Saprolegniaceae
Exons: 2
Coding region: 6-1505 (499 amino acids)
Cellular component (GO): membrane
Molecular function (GO): symporter activity
Source: RefSeq, a predicted model, not a curated record
ACGCGAUGGCCUCGAUCGAGCUCUCGGCGGCGGCGUCGCCAAAGGACCACCCGUUCCGGCCGAUGACGCCGACGCCGCCGACCACUGCGGCAGCGCCAUGGUACCAGCAGCCCUCGGCGCGCAUCGUUGCCGGCGUCGUCUUCGGCUUUGGCCUCGGCAUCGUCCUCGGCCGCAACGACGCAUCGCCGGCACUUGUCUCGUGGGUCGCGCUGCCCGGCACGCUCUUCCUUCGCGCGCUCACGUGCAUUGUGGUCCCGUUGGUCUUUGUCAACAUCUUCCUCUCGGUCGUCGAGAUGCGCGGUGUCUCGUCCGCCGGUCUCCACGCGAUCGGGCUCUUUGUUGGGACCACGGUCGUCGCGGUCGGGUUCGGGACGCUUGCCGUGCUCUUGCUGCAGUCGCACUUUGCUGUCGCGUCGUCGUCAGCGGAGAUGGCGGCGAAGACUUCGACCGACGUGCAGCUGGGCUGCGGCGACACCCGCCACCUCGUCGUGGCGCUCAACGGCGCAGUUGUGUGCGCAGCGACAGCGAAUAGCUCGUCGCUCUUGCACCUCGUCAACGCCACGGCGCCGGCCGCGGUCUCUCUUACGCAGACGAUCCAAGACCAGAUCUUCAAGGCCAUGGUGCCCGACAACAUUGUGCUCCAAUUCGUGAGCGGCAACUACCUCGGCAUCUUGGCGUUUGCGAUCUUUCUCGCGCUGGCCAUGCAGCGGUCGGAGCGCGACUGCCCGACGCUCGUCGCGCUCUGCGAAGACAUCAACGCGGUCUUGCUUGCCGGCAUCGAAGCGGUGAUCACGUGCACGCCGUAUGCGGUCGCGUCGCUCAUCGCCGGCGGCCUCGGGAUGACCAACGAUUUCUCCGCCGUCUUUGGCAACGUCGGUCUCUUCCUCGUGGCCUUUCUGCUCGCGGCGCUCGCUCAAGUCGGCGCGCUCAGUCUUCUCUUGUACGUGGUCGUGUGUCGUCGCUUGAAGCGACCGCUACUGCCGAUGCUCAAGGCGUUUGUACCAGCGCAGAUGUUUGCGUUUGGCUGCGCGUCGUCGGCGGCGACGAUUCCCAUCACACUGCAGACCGCCACGGCGACCGGUGCAUCGCCGUCGAUCGCCGGUUUCGUUGUAACCUUGGGCGCGACGCUGCACAUGAACGGCACGGCGCUGUACUUUCCGUGUGCUGUCGUCUACGUUGUCGUCUCGUCAGGUGGGCACCUCUCGCCCGUGACGUACUUGGUCCUCUGUAUUCUGAGCCUCGUGUCGGCGGCGGCGACGGCGCCCGUCCCGAGCGGCGCCCUUGUCAUGGUACUCCCGAUGGUCGUCACGGUCGGCGGCGACAGCGCGGCUGCGUCGUUUUCGUACCUCUUGGCGAUGGACUUUUGCGUUGACCGCAUUCGCACCAUGGUCAACGUCUACGGCGACUUGGUCGUCGCUCACUGCGUCGCCGCGCUCAACCCGACGCAUGCGAGCAGCGUAAACUUUCCAGAGAGCACCGAUGGGUCGGCCUCGGACCACGUCUAAUUUAUUUUCUGAAUGUUUUU